This is a messenger RNA of Didymodactylos carnosus, 330 nucleotides long. Lineage: Eukaryota; Metazoa; Rotifera; Eurotatoria; Philodinida; Philodinidae. The record is from the annotation of a GenBank genome assembly.
AUGUUAGAAUCAAACAACUACGAUGUUAAUAAAACUGUUGAAGCAUUUCAAAGUGAAAAAAACUCAAAAACAUCGACAACAACAAAACCAUCACCGAAAUCUCGAAUAAUAUCUUCAUCAUUAUCAACAGCGGUAUUAACAUCGACAUCAAAACCAACGGGAGAACGUAAUAAACAAUUAUCAGCAGUCAUCGAUCAAACAAAUGAACUCAGAAUAAUAACCUCGGCUUCGCGAUCAAUGUAUGAUCAAAUACAAGCACAAAUCGAAGAAAAUGAACCAAAAAUGGCUGCUUGUUCAAAUGAAAAAUUGUUGGAUUAUUAUAUAAGUUAA